Messenger RNA from Ooceraea biroi (clonal raider ant), 5599 nucleotides. It is a transcript of the gene inaE, whose product is annotated as inactivation no afterpotential E. Lineage: Eukaryota; Metazoa; Arthropoda; Insecta; Hymenoptera; Formicidae. Gene Ontology annotation, molecular function: lipoprotein lipase activity. The record is from RefSeq and is a predicted model, not a curated record. Gene Ontology annotation, cellular component: cytoplasm; dendrite membrane; postsynaptic membrane. Gene Ontology annotation, biological process: arachidonate metabolic process; diacylglycerol catabolic process.
GUCACUUCGUAGCGGUUCGGUCAGUCGUGUUCGGGGUGACACGGUUUGCAAGUCGGAAUGCGUUUUCUUCACGACAGUGACGCGGACGCGUCGUGAUACGUGCUCGGCACGUGGCGUACGUGUACUUCUCGGUGUGCGGCUUCUGAUGUUUUCGAUCGAGGAAGUGGAAAGGACCGAGACGACGUCGUAGAUGCGCGAGGGAGUCUUGGCAGGUCCGAAUUAUCAACGAUCGUCGGAUCUCGCAGUCAGUCUGACGAUUACGGAGAGAGGAGAAAGAAGAGAAAAAAAAACUGCCUCCUCUUUCUCGUUUCGAGUUACAACGAGUAUCGCGAUAGGGACACGCAAAGAUGCACGAAAGAGCUCGUUGAGGGCCAGAGAGACCCGAGACGACACGCAGACUAGCGCGAGAGGGUCAGAAGUGCACGUUUGGGCCGGACGAUUGGGCUAGCGCGACGUACCGGCGCGUGCCGACGGAUCGACGCUGAGCGUCGCCGUCAGCGUCAUAUACGAGACAAGGACAUACAUUUAACGUGACCGAUUAUCACCGUCGUCAUUGUCAGUGAUAUGAUAAUCAGUGAAUAGAAGUGAUACGACACGAGGGUUACCGUGCCGAGCGGCGCGAUGCGGCGUCGCGUCGCCCAUCGAUGCUUGCUCGUCGGUGGUAGCCAGGAAGGCGUCGUGGCGACAAGCAGCGGCGGCGGUGGUGUCGUCGGCACGUCGUCCGCCGCUGAAGAAUGGACAUCGGAUGCGACGAAAGGAGGAAUUGUCAUUAUCAGUGGAUUCGUCGACGCGGUGCGCGACGCCGACAUCGCCGUCGUCGGUUGUCGCAGUCAGCUGCUUCUUCCCGCGACCGACGUGAUCGAGCGAAGCCGGUGAUUCGCGUAGUUGAGGUAAAUCGGUCGCCGGCUCGGAUUUGGAUGGAAGACGACGACGACGAAGGCGGUGACGACGACGCGGCGACGACGACGACGACGACGACGACGACGACGACGACGAGGGCGAGAGGAUGCCUGGUAUCGUGGUGUUCCGACGGCGCUGGAGCGUCGGCAGCGACGACCUCGUUGUACCUGGCGCUUUCCUCUUCAUCCUUCAUCUCAUAUGUUCAUCUUGACGCCUUCGACCGGCCGGUUGUUUGUCGCGUACGGAGUGUCGCGUCGUGCGUGCGUAGGUUAUGUCAUCCGGGACGUCGUUGCAGAAUGCCGAGCUUGAUCGCAUUCGGCAGAAGAUGGAGGGUAGGCAGCGACGAUCUUCUGCUACCUGGCGUUGUCUUGUUCUGGACCCAUCUGUUCGAGCUGACAGUGCUAGGCGUUCUACUGGGGAUUCUCGAGUGGAAUCGUAGCGUCACCUGCAUCCUUCUCCUGUGGGAAUACGUGAUCGGGUAUGAGGGUCUCUUCGUGGCUUGCAUGGCAGUGGAGUUCUCCAUCUGUUUCCUAGCGACGAGGGGCAGCAUCCUGGACACCACGGCGAGAGCGCCGAUGCAGUACAUUCUGUAUAUCCGAUUGUUCUUGGUACUGGUGGAGAUCGGUUGGUUGUGCGCAGGUGUUACGUGGUUAGCGCGUUAUUAUCAAACCUGUCCAGUGGACCAAGCUAAAGAUGUUAUGUUAGGUUUAGUGAUAUCGAACUGGUGCUUACUGGCAUUUUUGAUGGCGACCAUUUGGUGCACGUACGAUGCGGCCGGCAGAUCCUGGGUAAAGAUGAAGAAGUAUCAGCGCAGCAUGAGGGAGGCUGAGUCGAGAGCGGCCAGAUUGCAUUACAAGCGCAGCGGCAGCAGAAAUCGAAAUUGGCGACAACGAAAAGUCAUACGUGCCUAUCAAGACAGUUGGGAUAAUCGGUGUAGACUGCUGUUCUGCUGCCUGGGAAACUCUGAUCGCAAUCGAAACUCGUUCGCCGAUCUUGCGCGGCUGCUGAGUGACUUCUUCCGCGACCUGGAUGUCGUGCCAUCGGACGUGGUGGCCGGGCUGGUGUUACUGAGAAAGUUUCAGAAGAUCGAGCGCGAGCUGAUAGUGAAGCAGCGCAAGAAUGACACGUACGAAUUUUUGUCGGGAGUUCCGGUCACUCCACGCACCAAAUUUCUGUCCAUGACCGAGGACGGUGACCUGGGCCACUUUCAAUUGGCUAUCCAUUAUAUGCACUUUGCCCUCGCUGCUUACGGCUGGCCGAUGUUCCUUGUCAGUUCCUCCACCGAACUCUGCCAGCUAUGCACCAGAUUGCAAUGUUGCUGCUGUUGCUUCCCGUGCGGCGGACACCGCGAGGACGAGACGACGAUUGUCGAGGACAAUUGCUGCCGGUGCAAUUACGCUGCCCUGAGCAGGAUGCUCGAUUUGGGAGAAAUCGAGGUCGUUUAUGCGACCUUCCAUGUGGACGUCGGCGAGACGCCGUUUUUCGUCGCUCUCGAUUAUACGAAGAGAAAGGUUGUAGUUAGUAUACGAGGAACCUUAAGCAUGAAGGAUGUACUGACAGACCUAAACGCCGAGGGUGAGGUGUUACCUUUGUCACCACCGAGGGAAGACUGGCUCGGUCACAAGGGAAUGGUACAAGCUGCCGAAUACAUACGCAAGAAACUACAGGAAGAGGAUAUCAUCGCGCGCGCCCUCGCCAAGGAUCCUUCCAGAGGUACACAUCAAUUCGGCCUGACGCUGGUGGGACAUUCGCUAGGCGCUGGCACUGCGGCGAUCCUCGCGAUUUUGCUCAAACAGGAUUACCCGGACCUGAUAUGCUUCUCGUUCGGACCACCUGGUGGGCUGUUGAGCAUGCCUGCCCAACAAUACAGCCAGGAAUUCAUCACCUCCGUGGUGGUAGGCAAGGAUGUCGUGCCGAGGAUCGGACUUCGACAAAUGGAGAGCCUUAGGGCGGAUCUCAUCAACGCCAUAAAGAGGAGUGUCGAUCCUAAAUGGAAAACGAUAGCGUGUUCGGUGAUGUGCUGUGGCUGCGGCUGGACGCCUACGUCAGCGGCGAAUUUGGAGGCUGGUGGUUGCAUCGGCGAAUACCAGCGGGACAAGGACCGAGCGCGUGCCCAGACUAUUGUGCCCAGCGAUUCCAGUAUUGCCUUGACCCUGCACAGACCUUUAUACCCACCUGGCCGGAUCAUACAUGUAGUGCGACAUCAUCCUAACAAGGGCGAGCAAAAGUAUGAGACGCGUUGGAGACAAAUGUUGAGCAAGCGCGAGCCCGUGUACCAGGCGCUGUGGGCCGGUCCGUGCGAUUUCGACGAAGUGCUGAUCAGCCCGGUGAUGAUACAAGAUCACAUGCCGGACAACAUGUUGCGGGCGCUGAACAAGGUUGUGACGACCCUGGGACCGGCGAAACCGCAGAGACUAACAUCGGGACAUGCGUCAUCAACGGAGGCGUCGUCGGAGACGGCGCGCGAGCACCACAUGAUCGAAGUUCAGGAGUUAGAGAUACAGGAGCAGGAGAUGCGGGCUCUGUUAUCGCCAUCCAGCCCAAGCAGAUACCAACUCGGCAAUCUGGCCGGCACGCCGCCACAUCGACUCUGCCUGGAGACAAGCUUCACGUCGCUGCAGAGUCCAACGGACAUACCUCAGGCCGGUCGUGAACUCAGCGUAGACUCCAGAGGCAUCCCGUGGGAAUACGUCAGCCUUGCCAGCGAACUACUCCACACACCCAGGCCAGAGGACAGCAAACCACCGAGUCGUUGGGACGAUCCAACACGCACGGCACCCUUGGCCACUCCGGAGACGUUGUCAGAGGCAUCGACAAGUAGUAGUCCUCCGUCGCCAGUGCCAGCACCGAGACCGAUGCGACGCACACCCAAGAUCCCGGGAAACUUGUCAACGGCGGCGGACGAUCUGAAGAAUAAUCUGCACUACGCAAUGCUCUCAGCAAAGAACUAUUUCCUGAGGACGAAAGGGGAGCACGCGACGGGCAGUAAUAACGGCAGUAGUAGCGGCAAUAGUGAGGCGAGCUACGAGAGUGCCAAGAGUCUAGCCACAGCCGGUCUUCCGCCGCCGAUACCGAGACGACGGGACUCCGUCAUUGUUAGAAGGGAACAACGGACGUGCACAGCGGCGUGCUGCAGGGACGAUCUCUCCGAGAAUUCGUCGACUCAUACGUCGUCGCAUUCCUCAAAGAUAUCCCAUAAUUCUCAUCGCGUUCAAGUAGAGUUUAACGAGGAAGAGAACGAUACCAAUGGUUCCGGCUUGGACUUUUACGAAGCCAAGGGUUCCUCGGGUCAGCGUGAUAGCAGUAACGAUGUCUUCCUCAGCGUACGCAGUUCACCAGAGUGCAAAGGGCUGAUGGCACCAGCUACAGAUCUAGGCGCCGAGUGGAAGAAGCGAUUUGACGCUACAGGUAUGAGCGGCGAUGCCUCGUUACCGCUUCUUCGAGGUCUAUCUCCUACGCCGACCACUGGCCAGCACAGUUCACCGUUCUUCAAUGCGAAACGGAAGAAAUACGUGUAUCCUAUCACGCUGGUGGGACGAGGCGAGAGCAGUGUUUAGUGUAAUAAUUUUGAGGACCAUUAGUGAUUACGAAAACGUCCUUAAGGAGGCAGAAUGGAAUGGCAGAAAUAGAACAAAGUCCUGUAUGCUUCGGUGUGAUCUAAUCUCCUUUAACAAGGAAUAUUCGAUAUGAAACGGUUCUUACUCGACACAGUAAUAAGCAAACUCAAUCGAGGACCAUGAGACUUGUUUAGUAGUCAGAAAACGACCUUCAGAUACGUGUGCCAAAACUUAUUCCUUUUCUUCCACUAUAUCUCUUUUCGUUUUUCGACUUGCGGACUUUUCAGCUAACGAUUUCUUAAUAGCUAAUUUAAUAGCAGUGAAUACGAAAAAUUUACAUAGGUGUGAUUAUUUAGUGAUACGAAUAUGAAAUAAAGAGAAUAUAUUCGUGCUUCCAAGCACAACGUGCUUGAACGAUACUCGACUCCAAUAUGACGAUUAUACUUUAGUAAUUGAUUAAAAUUCGACGUAGUUGCACAUCUAUCCUUUCCGGGAUUUCUAGUUUUGUAUUGUAAAAACCUACAUCGAUUUAACGAGUAUCGAAACGAAGGAAAGGUAUUUCCGCAACUAACUACGAAUCUCUUAGUCAAGAUUAAACUGUAUACUACACAUGUGGCAGCAGUGGCCUACUCAGCAUCGAUAUUAUUUGUUAGGAGGUACAGUAGAGUGACAUUGAUUUUUAUACAUUUCUAAAUGUAGAUUUGAAAAUUGAAUGUCAUGUACGUUCCGUUCGAUCUUUUGAUAUAGUUUGUACUACUCUUAGUUCUUAGGGACGCGCUUUAAUGUACAAACCAACACUAUCACACGAUUAAUUAACGUCGACGCAUACUUUUCUAUUAAUCUAUCUAUGUGUGAUGGAGUUACUUUAACGAUACAUACAUAGGUAAUGCGGAUGGAGAAACGUCGGAAUUGUAUAGCCGAAAAUAAAUGCGAAUGUCGACUGUUUCUGAGACCACACUUAAGGAUCAGAAUCUCGACAUCGCUAUGUACUUAUGUAAAAAAAAAAGAUUGACAGGACGUACCACAUCCUCCAGGUGACAUUUAAUUUCUAGUCAUUAUAACUUACACUUAGAAAAUGUAAUAUUUAUAGAGUCCUUGCAGGACAUAGUUGAUUUUAACGUAAUAAAAUUAUUUGUAAGAAA